Molecule: messenger RNA, 1530 nt
Organism: Porites lobata
Lineage: Eukaryota; Metazoa; Cnidaria; Anthozoa; Scleractinia; Poritidae
Source: the annotation of a GenBank genome assembly
GUAUUCACAGUGCCAAUCCUGUGUGUGGAUGAGGCGUACUCUCUCCUUCAAAGACUAACAUCUCAAGGGAAGUCCACAUCUCAGAUGAGCCUCUCAACAGAACGCCUCUGUAGAUGUUAUGAUGGUGAUUUCUGGUACGUACUUAGAGGGACAAAAGGCAAGCGAGUUGGUGUGACCUCAGAUAGCCCUCCUUGCUUUUACCACUCCUCAGUAGUUCCUGGAGUCAGUUUUGCCAAACAUUGUGGCUUCAAAAAAUGGGUUGGCAGAGAGAAUGCUUUUCUUUUAUCGAAGAUCAGACGAUCUAGCAGAAAACUCUGACUCUCUUGACGAGAUAGCUGAUAAAUCCCAUUGAUCCAAGAAGAUGAAGAUAUCGACGCUAUGUUUUUUUUCCACUAAGAACAGAUUAUUUCCAGUCUCAGUUUUACACUGGGAUGCGAAAGGCCGCAGAUACCGCCUUAAAUCAGGAAGCGGGACUUUUAUGGUCAGUGGGGAAACAAAGGAUGUCAUCGUUGCUGAAGCAUCAGCACACUUCAACCUCCAAAAACAAAUCCUCGUCUUUCAAGAUGGCACUGAAGCGCCGGAAGAUUUUAAUCUUCCGACAUAUACUCGCAACAAAGGGAUAAAGUAUCCGUACAAAGCAAAGGUGUCUGAGAGGCUAUACUUGCUUCACAUUAGUGAGCAAAAAGGUAGAGGCUCCAAUAUUUACAAACAUCAUUUUUUUGGACGACUUACAAUACUUUGAUGAUAAGAUGGAUGACUUAACAUUCCACAUUGUCAAUUUUCGUCACAUAUCGACAUGCACCACAUAAAAAAACCUGGUGCCAAUUUUUCAAAAGGUGGAUAGCACUAUCCACCAGAUAAAUCUCUACUCAGUGGAUUAAGUACAAUUAGUUUCGCUAAUACUGGUCCGCUGGAUAGAGAUUUCUCCGCUGGAUAGAGCUACCUCAAACAUUUUGCCCAAUUGAUCAGUUCUUGCCUGUUAAAAUGUUAUCUGUGACAGCCCUUCACUAUUUUACAGUGUAGUCGUUUGUGUAUUUCCUUGCAACAGUUUAGCUGGGCUAGCAAGGUUUAAAUUAUUAAUAAAGAUGAGUAUCAUGCUAAUGUGAACACAGUACUAUCAGACAGCUAGAAUUUCAUACGCAUUUAGUGAAGUAAAAAAAUGACAACUGACUCAAAAAUAUUGAUUUGCCGCUGCUGUCAUUUCAGCCAAGUAAUUUUGACGAAUAACAGGAAUGACUUUAGUCAUUAUCGACCGAAAUUGUUUAGUUUCUUUUAUUUUCUCCUUCAUUUCAGAUCUGAAAGUCCUUCGCAGGCUAUCCUUUUCUUAAUUGAAUGGAUACUUGUCACGUUACAGACAUUCCAGAGGACCAAUGGAGUGAGAUCUUCAUAUCACAUGACAUGUGCCAUGUGGAUAGAAUCAAUGUCGCACAGAAGGCUCUGCGCUUUCAUCCACCUUUUGACGAGUGGUUGAAAGCAAACAAGAUUAUCGAUUCAUUACACAUUGCUUACAGUAAGUCAGAGGGUUGCAAA